GUUCCACCCUCCCUCGGUGGUCGGAACCCUGGGCAGCGCUGCAGCCACCGCAAAGCUGCUGUCUCUCAGCAUGGCACAGUGCGCGCACGCGUUGGGCAUUGCUGCGUCGCUUGCAGGGGCACCCAUGGCAAACGCGGCCACCCAAGCCAAGCCACUGCACGUCGGCAAUGCCACCCGCCUGGGCUUCGAAGCAGCGCUGCUGGCAGCUCGAGGGAUGGAGGCUAACCCCUUAAUUCUGGAUGAUAUCCCUGGUUGCUCUGGAUUCAGUGCUUUCUACAGCGUCUAUCAACCCAAACCACUGUCCACACCAAGUGACCAUCAUGAGUUCCUCUUGGAGAAGCAGGAUAUCGCCUUCAAGCGAUUCCCAGCCCACCUGGGGAUGCACUGGGUGGUGGAUGCUGCCUUGUCCGUCCGGAACCUCUUCAUCAACUACGCAGGGUCCUUCUCUCCCUCUUUGAUCCGCACCAUUGUGCUGAAGAUCCCAGUGUCAAAGUACAUCAACCGGCCUUUCCCCAGCUCUGAACACCAGGCUAGACACUCCUUCCAGUUCAAUGCCUGUGCUGCCCUGUUGGAUGGUGAAGUGGGCCUCAGCUCCUUCACGGAGAGCAGCAUCCAUCGGCAGGAGCUGAGGGAGCUGCUGGACAAAGUGGUGGUGGAGCACCCCGAAGAUAACAUGGCCAACUUCGACAAGAUGUACGGAGAGGUGGCACUGCUCCUGCACAGCGGGGAUGUCCUGACAGGCAAAUGUGACACUUUCUAUGGGCACUGGAGGAAGCCUCUGAGCAAAGAAUCGCUCCUGAAGAAGUUUCGAUCCAACGCCUCUCAUGUGCUUCCAGAAGAAAGAAUAGAAACCAUCAUCACUAUGGUGGACAACCUGGAGAAUCUGUCGGAUAGUUCCCAGCUGGCCUGCAGCCUGUGA
Molecule: messenger RNA, 919 nt
Organism: Tauraco erythrolophus (red-crested turaco)
Lineage: Eukaryota; Metazoa; Chordata; Aves; Musophagiformes; Musophagidae
Source: RefSeq, a predicted model, not a curated record